AUGAAUCAUAAAAAUUAAAAGAAAUAGAAAUAAUUAAAGUUGAAAUCGAAAAAGAAUCAAUAAAUCGAAUAAUAAAAAGCAACUAUUCAAGAAUUAGAACAGAAAAAUCAUGCACUUAAAGAAGAACUAAAGUAGAAAGAAGAAUAAAAAUUAAAAGAAAUAGAAAUAAUUAAAGUUUAAAUAGGAUAAGGUCUCCAUCAUUUGCAAGAAAAGAAUCAAUAAAUCGAAUAGUAAUCAGCAACUAUUCAAGAAUUAGAAUAAAAAAAUCAUGCGCUUUAAGAAGAACUGAAAGAAAAUGAAUCAUAAAAAUUAAAAGAAAUAGAAAUAAUUAAAGUUGAAAUAGGAUAAGGUGUCCAUCAUUUGCAAGAAAAGAAUCAAUAAAUCGAAUAGUAAUCAGCAAUUAUUAAAGAAUUAGAAUAGAAAAAUCAUGCACUUUAAGAAGAACUAAAGUAGAAAGAAGAAUAAAAAUUAAAAGAAAUAGAAAUAAUUAAAGUUGAAAUCGAAAAAGGUCUCCAUCAUUUGUAAGAAAAGAAUCAAUAAAUCGAAUAAUAAACAGUAACUAUUCAAGAAUUAGAACAGAAAAAUCAUGCACUUUAAGAAGAACUGAAACAAAAUGAAUCAUAAAAAUUAAAAGAAAUAGAAAUAAUUAAAGUUGAAAUCGAAAAAGGUCUCCAUCAUUUGUAAGAAAAGAAUCAAUAAAUCGAAUAAUAAACAGUAACUAUUCAAGAAUUAGAACAGAAAAAUCAUGCACUUUAAGAAGAACUGAAACAAAAUGAAUCAUAAAAAUUAAAAGAAAUAGAAAUAAUUAAAGUUGAAAUAGGAUAAGGUCUCCAUCAUUUGCAAGAAAAAAAUCAAUAAAUCGAAUAGUAAUCAGCAACUAUACAAGAAUUAGAACAGAAAAAUCAUGCACUUUAAGAAGAACUAAAGUAGAAAGAAGAAUAAAAAUUAAAAGAAAUAGAAAUAAUUAAAGUUGAAAUCGAAAAAGGUCUCCAUCAUUUGUAAGAAAAGAAUCAAUAAAUCGAAUAAUAAACAGCAACUAUUCAAGAAUUAGAAUAAAAAAAUCAUGCACUUUAAGAAGAACUAAAGUAGAAAGAAGAAUAAAAAUUAAAAGAAAUAGAAAUAAUUAAAGUUGAAAUCGAAAAAGGUCUCCAUCAUUUGUAAGAAAAGAAUCAAUAAAUCGAAUAGUAAUCAGCAACUAUUCAAGAAUUAGAAUAGAAAAAUCAUGCACUUUAAGAAGAACUAAAGUAGAAAGAAGAAUAAAAAUUAAAAGAAAUAGAAAUAAUUAAAGUUGAAAUAGGAUAAGGUGUCCAUCAUUUGGCAAGAAAAGAAUCAAUAAAUCGAAUAGUAAUCAGCAACUAUUCAAGAAUUAGAAUAAAAAAAUCAUGCACUUUAAGAAGAACUGAAGUAGAAAAUGAAUCAUAAAAAUUAAAAGAAAUAGAAAUAAUUAAAGUUGAAAUCGAAAAAGGUCUCCAUCAUUUGUAAGAAAAGAAUCAAUAAAUCGAAUAAUAAACAGCAACUAUUCAAGAAUUAGAAUAAAUAAAUCAUGCACUUAAAGAAGAACUGAAAGAAAAUGAAUCAUAAAAAUUAAAAGAAAUAGAAAUAAAUUAAAGUUGA
Paramecium tetraurelia is the source of this 1614-nucleotide messenger RNA. RefSeq lists its product as uncharacterized. Lineage: Eukaryota; Ciliophora; Oligohymenophorea; Peniculida; Parameciidae. The record is from RefSeq and is a predicted model, not a curated record. The transcript has 2 exons.